AUGCUCAGCUCUGUCAUCAGAUUGGAGGAUUAUGCCGUGUCCGAUAAUAAUGGCUUCCUCCCCUCCAGUCCUCCUCUCGCCAAACUUCCCAGUUUCUACGAACCCUGGGAACUCCUUGCCAGCCAGCUAUCAACUCUGAUCAAAGAUGAAUCCAUCCGAUCAUUAAUUGAUAACCUUCCAAUCCUCAAUGUGACCUGGCUACAAUCCGAGCCGGAAUGGCGACGCGCCUACUCGGUAUUAGGGUUUCUCACCCACGCCUAUAUCUGGGGCGGCGAGAAGCCUAGAGAUAAAAUCCCUCCUUGUAUUACCAAACCUUUCCUCGAGAUCUGCGCACAUCUCGGACUCCCGCCCUGUGCAACAUAUGCAGGGCUCACUUUGUGGAACUACACUGCGCCUGACGAUGCAGAUAUCUCUAAUCCUGAUAACCUUUCCCUGUUAACCUCGUUUACUGGUACACCGGAUGAAGAGUGGUUUCUUGUUAUUUCGGUUGCUAUUGAAGCGAAGGGUGGCAAGCUUGUCACCCUGAUGCUUGAUACUAUUGCCGCGGCUACAGCCAACGAUGUACCACGCGUGACUGCAUUGUUGUGCAGAUUUACAGAUGGCCUGCGGGACUUCAACUCGACUCUCCAACGUAUGUAUGAGAGAUGCGACCCUGAUGUGUUUUUCUACCAACUCCGCCCUUUCCUGGCUGGUAGCAAGAACAUGGCCAGUGCUGGUCUGCCCAAUGGUGUUUUCUACGAUGAGGGAAAUGGCCAGGGACAGUGGCAUCAAUACAGUGGAGGUAGUAAUGGUCAAAGCUCGCUGAUCCAGACCUUUGAUAUCUUCCUGGAAGUGAGCCAUGCAGCCACCGGCGGCAUUAGUGGGCCUUCUGGAUAUCUACAAGAAAUGAGGGACUACAUGCCUGCUUCUCAUAAGAAAUUCCUCGAAGUUCUGGCCCACUUCUCCAACGUCCGCUCAUUUGUCAUGUCUUCGCCGGCUGAACAAUCACUGAAAGAAUCAUACAAUGCGGCGUGUUUGGCUCUCGCCGCAUUCAGAGAUACUCAUAUGAAGAUUGUUACGCGAUACAUCAUCCUACCGGCUCGACGGGGUGCGCCAAAGACAAAUGCAUCUGAGAAUGUCAACCUCGCCACGGCGAGUGCCCAGGUGGAUGGACUGAGGGAUGAGACCCCGUCUGGGUUGUUCGGAACUGGAGGGACUGCUUUGAUGCCUUUUUUGAAGGAGACCAGAGACACCACUAAGGAUGCGGCUUUUGACUAA
Molecule: messenger RNA, 1257 nt
Organism: Penicillium odoratum
Lineage: Eukaryota; Fungi; Ascomycota; Eurotiomycetes; Eurotiales; Aspergillaceae
Product: indoleamine 2,3-dioxygenase
Exons: 3
Coding region: 1-1257 (418 amino acids)
Biological process (GO): 'de novo' NAD+ biosynthetic process from L-tryptophan
Cellular component (GO): cytoplasm
Molecular function (GO): heme binding; metal ion binding; indoleamine 2,3-dioxygenase activity
Source: RefSeq, a predicted model, not a curated record